AUUAACCCACACUUUAGCCGUCACAAACCCUAACAUUCUUUCAAUUUUCUUCGAGAGAGUUCCGAGCUCCUGAAGCAGCCGGCGAUGUCGCACUUCGGCAGAUCUGGCCCUCCGGAUAUCACAGAUACAUUCUCCCUCCUAGUUCUCAACAUCACUUUCCGUACCACCGCCGAUGAUUUGUAUCCCCUCUUCGAUAGGCAUGGUAAAGUGGUGGACGUCUUCAUCCCAAGAGACCGAAGGACUGGGGACUCGAGGGGUUUUGCUUUUGUUAGGUACAAAUACCAGGAUGAAGCCCAAAAGGCGGUAGAGAAACUUGAUGGGAAGCUUGUUGAUGGAAGAGAAAUAAUGGUCCAGUUUGCAAAGUAUGGACCCAAUGCUGAAAGGAUUCACAAGGGAAGAAUUGAAGAGCCUGUAUUCAAGACACGAGGACGGUCACGGAGCUUCAGUCCCAAGCCAAGGUACAAAGAUCACCAUAGCAGUGGGCGGGAUUAUAGGAGGAGAAGCAGGAGUCGGAGUAGAGGAAGGUAUGAGCGUGAUCGUUACCGUGGUAGGGAAAGAGACUAUCAUUACCGCAGCCGAAGCCGCAGCGCUAGUCCUGAUAAUCGCAAAUAUCGUGGUAGAGGAAAAUAUGAUGAUGAGAGGCGCAGUAUGACUCCUUCUGACAGAAGUGUCUCUCCGGUUAGGCGUAGCCUAAGUCCAAGGAGGAGUCCAUCUCCCAGGAUCUCUCCAAAGGAAAGAAGCCCAAUUGCAGCGAAUCACAAUGAACGUUCUCUCACUCCAAAAAGUGUGUCACCCCGUGGACGUCGGGCUGAUUCUCGUAGUCCAUCUCCUCGUUAUGAAGCUGAUGAAUGAGAAAUGGAAGUCUAGUUGAUGGUUCUCCCCACACAGAUGUUGGUUCUGCCCCAGUCUCAUUAUUGUAGAAGUGGGCACUCUCUCAGACCAUCACCACCACCAUUUAGUGCUUUCUAGAAUUUGUUUGCCGAACUUUAUUUUGGAAGGUUUAACUCUAUUAUUGUACUUGAUGCGUUUCAAUACUGUCCUUACAAAACAUGCAUACUUUUCCGUGGAUUGGGGACUAGUUUUGUCUGCCUUUAAUGUAGAGUUGUGGCUACAUCAUUACUACUUCUUUUAAAAGUAAUAUAUGCAGUCUAAAUUUUGCCUGGGUGUGUUUGGGAGGGGAUAUGAGUUCUCUUGAGUAAUCAUUAACUAUCUGCUGGUCUUAAAUAGUUAUGUGCGGAGGUGUUGAUGUGGCUGACUGGCAAGACGAAGUAGCAGUAGCAUGUUGGUGCUGUUUUUACUUUGCUGUUGGUUAGCAUGUUUUUUGUUGCUGGCAAACUCCCACUAAUCAACUUUACUCGCUUGCCAGGGAUGGUAAGGAUUUGCAACUUGCUGACUUCAACUAGGGAUUAGUUCUUUUUAAUUGCAAAUGGAAUUAAAUAUUGGCUAUGAUUUUACUUCCUUAAGUGGUUGGAUGAGGGUUGUACUGUUCAACUCUUAAUUUUAUGCUAUAAAUAAGUGCAGUAGGGUAAAAAUAAUUCUAAUGGUAGUUGUACUAUGUUACAGCAUGAGUUCGCGGCUGUAGCUGUGAUGUGAUAGUAGCUGAUGUGUCUUGUAGAUUGAUUGUUGGUUGCUGAAAUGCUGUUUACCCUCCCUUGCUGCCUACUAGCUAUAUGCAGCAAUCUGAUGGUCCACUUUUUUUUUGCGGUUGAUGAUAUGGUUUGGUUGAUAUGGGGUUGAUUGUUGCUGAAAUGCUUUGCUGCCCAAUCCCGUGGAUUCUUCACCAUGUUUUGCAGGCCUUAGUUUUUAUUUAGGACGUGAGUUAUGAGUAGGUGAACUCUUGAUAUGAAGAUAAGACAUUACUAGGUGAAAAUGACUUAAAACUGUUCAAUAUUCAUUCAUACCUAAAAUUGCAAUCGUUACCAAAGUUCCUAGGAUUUGUUGACAAGGUCUACUGAUUUGUUUAUUUUCCGGUAGAGCUUAAAUAUCACAAUGUCAUCUUGCUUGUAGGAGAUCUGUAAAAUAUUGGUAAAUGUGCUUUGUCUUGAAUGUGUGCAUAUACAUGGACAUUAGGACAUAAAUAUAAUAUAGUAUAUGGUUAGUUCUAAUAGGAAGACAUUUAUGAGAAGACAUCUGUUAUUCAAUGCACAUUUAUCCGUAGAAAAGCCCGAGUGAAUUAUGAAAUGACAUCAUGUCACAUUGUCACGUGUCAUUUUUGAACAUUUUUUGCAUUCUUCGGCUUCAUUUACUAACCUACAAAUUAAUCCUAGCCAUUCAUUUAGACUAUACAGUGUGCUUCAUUUUAGAUUAGAUAGUUAUAACUCUUUCACAAUGAUUUUCACAUUUAUAAGUCGUGUGCUUCAUUUUAGAUUUUAAUUGAUUCUCCAUCUUUAUCUCAAUCUCCAUCUUUAUCUCAAUCUCCAUCUCAAAUUUAAUAGAACUGAAUUUGACUAGUGUUCAUUAAUUCAAAUGCCAUGGAUUUUGGCACCACCACGGAGGCACGGAAUCCAGAUUUUUUCCCAUAUCAAUUCAUCAAUUACUGUUUACGCAAAGUUUUUGUAGUUUUAGUUUCUAAAAAUUAGUGUAUGUGAAGAUGUUUUGAUGUCAAUUCAUGCAAUUUCGUAUUUACAUGAAGGUUGUAUACCUUUAGCAUGUAAAAUAUACGGAGUAGUAGAGUAGUAUUUUUGUCAUUUAGAGAUUUUUUUUAUCUACCAGACCUCAUGAUUUUCAUAUGCAUGUCACUUUCAUAUGCAUGUCACUUGAGUUUAGAAUUUCCAUAUGAUGUCAUGAUUAGGAAUGGAUUUGGGCCGGGUCGGGCCGCCGGUUCGUAUCAGAUGGGCCCGGGACCGGCCCGAGGGUUGGAUGGGUCCGGUUCGGGCAGGGCCACCCGCCCGGGUCAUGGGUCGGGCCACCCGUCGGGCCGGGCCGGUUAAAUAUUUUUUUUUUAAUUUAUAUUUUAUACUUUAUAGUUUUAUAAAAGUAUUAAAAACAAACUUUAAGUGCAUUUAUUUGAAAUGAAAUAGGAACUACAUUUGAAAAUUAAAUAGGAACUAUAAUUGUUUUUAAUCGGAAUCUCCGGCAUAGGUAGAGUCACCCUCUGUAGAUUCAUCCAUAAAGUGUUGGGAUGGAGUGAUGUCAAUUUUUUGAGCUCUACGUGCUUUCAACCAAUCAUGGUAGCAUCUAAGCAUCUCAAGAGAUUCAGCGCUCAACCUCGUUCUGGUUUAUGUUAGAACAUUGCCGGCCGAACUAAAUUCUUGUUCCACGGCAACCGUUGAAAUCGGCAUUGAUAGCACUUGCUUAGUCAUCUUUGCUAAAAUCGGGAAUAUUCUUUCUUUUCCCUUCCACCAGUUUAGUACGUCUAAAUCAUCAUCUUCUUCAAAAUCAACAUCAUAAGUUAAAUACAAAGAAAUCUCAUUAAUUGUGCUUUGUUGUGUAGCGGGAGUUGAUUUUGUUUUUUUAAUAAGAUUGACAAACGUAGAUUUGAAAAUUGAUUUUCCUUUAGAUGAUGUUUGUGUCGGGGGAGGGGGCGCAUUGCCAUAUUGUGCAUGAAACUCAUUGAAUAAUGCAUAAAAUAUAUCACUAACCUCGUUGUAUUCUUUUUUCGGAUCAAUUGGGUUGUCCUCAUACAUUGGCAAUGGACCAAAAAAAGCAGCAUAAUAAUAAAUCAAACAUUCUUCUAAAGAAUCAAGUCUAAAACGAGGAUCGAGAACAAAUGCAAUACCAUAAAUAUGCGGAAUAUGUGAAUAAUAUUUUAAAAACUUUUCCUUCGUAAAACCAGCAAAAUAACUCACAUAAUCAGCAUUCUCAAAAUUUGAAAAAGCACCGGUGAGAUUAACAGCUUCACGAAUAAAUUGGUUUGAGGUAGGUUUAUAAACAUGACUAAAAGUUUCAGUUGCAUUAUUAAAAUAUAUCAAAGCAUUACAAAUUUUUUCACAGGUGUCGAUCUCAGUCGAGUUUAUAAUAUAGUUAUCAUAUUGUUUCAUAAAAGCAGGAAAAUGUUGUUUAUAUCUAAGAAGAACUCCAAUUAACUUAUAGGUACUAUUCUAACGAAUAGACAAAUCUUUUGAAAAAGCCAUAUAUGUCUCACCUCUUUCUAUCAAAUAAUCAUGCCAUUUUUUCCUAAGGUGUCCAUUACUCCAAAUACGUCUAAUCCCCCCCUUGACUACCUCCAACGAUGCUCCCAACGCUUUUAGACCAUCUUGCACACAUAAAUUUAGAACAUGACAUGCACAUCGUUGAUGAAAAAAUCUACCCAUCAAAGAAGUAGAACCACACAAUUCACGCAAUCUAGGAAUAGCAGCAGUAUUAUUAGUAGCAUGAUCAAAACCAAUAGCAAACACCUUAUCAAUUAAAUUAUACUCAAUUAAAAUACGUUCAAUCAAAAUAUAAAUAUGUUCAGCGGUGUGACGAUCAUUAAAUUCACGGAAAGCAAGAACACGUUUAUGCACAUGCCAAUCAUUAUCAAUAUAAUGUACAGUCAGACCCAAAUAAUGUAAAUUAUGAUAAGUAUCCUCCCAUAUGUCAGAAUGUAGCAAUUAAUAAAAAAUUGUAAAAAACUAAUUAACUAUUUAUCUAACUAUUAAACAAGAGUCAAAUGUAGCAAAUUAACUAGUAAUUAAACAAGUGUAAAUAAUAGAAUAAUUUCGUACCUCUUUCGGACUUUCGGUCUUUCGGAUGAAAGCAAUAGAAUGACUUCAAAUUAAUUAGAUAUAAUUCCAACUAUAUUAAUAGAUAUAAUAAAUAUAUAAGUAAUAUAUAAUUAGAUAACAAAUAUAAGUAAUAUAAUACUAUUUAUAUCUAUUUAUAGUUUAUAUAAGUAGAUAAUUAAUAUAAACUAUAAAUAAUAAAUAUAAUAUAUUAGAGAAUGGAGAAUAAGAGAAUUAGAGAGUAGAGAGUUAAGAAUAAGAUUUAGGAAGAAUUGGAGAAGAGAUAUGAAAAAAUGUUUAAGAUUAGGAGUAUUUAUA
Molecule: messenger RNA, 4961 nt
Organism: Cuscuta europaea
Lineage: Eukaryota; Viridiplantae; Streptophyta; Magnoliopsida; Solanales; Convolvulaceae
Source: the annotation of a GenBank genome assembly